AUUUUAUCACUACCGCAAACUUGUAGAAGGUGCUCAGCACGGCGGAGUUGUAGCGUUCGCAUUUUGUACGAUUGUAUGCUGCGCGAAGGAAGCGGCUAACAUGAGCCGAAACCCUGGAAAAAACAAACUAAAUCUCAAGCUUCCGCCGGGCUCCAUAGAGCCACUAGAUCACUCGGGGUGCGAUCCGACAAACGACAAAUCGACUCAGAACACGAGCAUCGAAGACUUGCAGAAAACACUCGAAGGCUUGGACUUAGAUGAACAGCAGCGCAAGCGGCUGGAGGCAUUUCUGUCCCAGAAGCAGAAAGUUGGCGAGCUCAGCAGUGAUGACUUUGAGAACCUUGGUGAGCUUGGUGCUGGAAAUGGGGGAGUUGUCACCAAGGUGCUGCAUAGACCCAGUGGCUUCAUCAUGGCCCGGAAGCUGAUUCACUUGGAAGUCAAACCUGCCAUUCGGAACCAGAUCAUACGAGAGCUGAAGGUGCUUCAUGAGUGCAACUCUCCGCACAUAGUGGGCUUCUACGGAGCCUUCUACAGUGAUGGUGAAAUCAAUGUCUGCAUGGAAUACAUGGAUGGUGGCUCCUUAGAUUUAGUGCUAAAAAAGGCAGGCCGCAUUCCUGAAAAAAUUUUGGGCAAGGUCACAAUAGCGGUACUGAAAGGUCUCAAUUAUCUGAGGGAGAAGCAUCAGAUAAUGCAUCGCGAUGUAAAGCCAUCAAACAUGCUUGUGAAUUCUAGGGGCGAAAUCAAGAUCUGCGACUUUGGCGUGAGCGGGCAACUGAUUGAUUCAAUGGCAAACUCUUUUGUGGGAACACGGUCUUACAUGUCGCCGGAGCGACUCCAAGGCACGCACUACACUGUUCAAUCGGACAUCUGGAGCCUGGGCCUGUCAUUGGUGGAAAUGGCACUGGGCCGCUACCCGAUCCCACCACCUGAUGACCGAGAACUGACUGCCAUCUUUGGCCGCAACUACACCCCUGAAAGUAACUCUGGCAUGGCAUCGGGUGAUGGACCACGGCCCAUGUCAAUCUUCGAACUUCUCGACUACAUUGUCAACGAAGCCCCACCUUCAGUGCCAGCAGGUGUCUUCUCGCCAGAGUUCAAGGACCUCGUCGAUCGAUGCUUGAAGAGGAAUCCAAAUGAACGAGGGGAUUUGAAGACAUUAAUGAACCAUCCGUAUGUGCGGACAUCGGAGCAAGAGAAAGUGGAUUUUGCUGGCUGGGUGUGCCAAACCAUGGGCUUGGACCCCUCAACUCCUACAAAACUUACUCCGGAGGGACAGGCCUGACUUCCAUAAUGGUCAAAACGCAGUGGAGGAUGACAGCUGCUCUCGGCCCAUGAAGACGGGAAGUGCAUUCGCAACGGGGGCGAACAUGCGUGCGAUCUCUGCCUCUUCACACCCACACAUUUCUCUCUUGUGGGCACUGGCUCUGUCCGGGUCUGCCGCUCACCCCCCCCCCCCCCUCCACCCCCACCCCCUUCCCUUUCGUCUAUCUGUUGCUUCCAAGCUGUGUCUCUGUCUUGGGCACAAGUGUCACCAUUGGCCAUCACAACUCCGUGAAAUGAACUUACCUGCAGGUUAUAAUCGCUGGUGGGAAGCAGUCUGCCACAGCAGUGCAGUGCUUCCUGCAGUUUCAGAGCACUGAUGCUAACGCAUCAACUGGCAGAUUCUGAAGGUUUAUGUGUGUUGCAGCAGAGCAGUUGAGGAGCAGAUGUGAAGGGGCAGUUCUUCCAUGCCUACUUUGCAUGUGCACAGCAACAGUUGCAGCGGAGAGCUUUAGUUGGUGCAAUGCUCAAAAAGAGCUAACCCAGACUGUCUCCUGGGUGCUCUAAAGAAUCUGGGUACCCGAGGACAGGUCUCCUCUUCAGCAAAUGAUGCGCUCCUUUUAAGGAGUGAUUGAUAUUGCAUAGGUAACACUCAUACUUUGCUGUUGCUUAAGGGGGGAUGCCUUGUCUGUGCCUGUGUGCAGGCCAUUUGCGUUGUUGCUGUCGUGUAGAGAGGAUGUAAUUUUCUAUCCAUCUUUGCUUGUUGUUCAUUAUUUAGUUUUUCUUGCGAUAGAACAGCUGGCCUCCUGGUUAACUUGCCAGGUAAUGCUUUCAGGUUGCUACUGUUUCGAAGCGCAGUUAGCAGGACUGUUUUGUCAGUUAUGGCUACCAUCGUCUUUCGUUUCACAGGCCAGAAGGAAAAGAGUACGCUGUCCACUGCAGGUAGUUGUGAGGUUAGCUGCAGUACAGCUGUUCUUAGCUUUCUUUUUUAACCUUUUCAUGCCAUGCAGCUGCACUUCGAGCUUUUGCUUUUGGGACUCAAACUUGGGUUAGAAGCGGACUGUUAGUGGCUGUGGAAUGGAAUGUUCUCUUCCCUGUUCAUUGCUUUUUUUUUUAGUGUACAGAUUUAGUUGAAGUUACAAGCAAACACUUGCUUAUUGAAGUUGCAGCUCAUUCGAUGGAAGUUGCACCCAUGUGUGAAGCUGAGUGCUCUUGAGUUGGACUGUGCAGUGCCUUUUCUUUCUUAUUCCUUCUUUGUGUGAUCAACUUGUGCCUACCGUGAGUGCACAAGGUGUUUAAAGGAACACAGGCACAUUAAUCUUGCCUCGCCUUUCUUUGCUUGACAGGUACUUGUCAACUCUAUAAUUGUAGCAUGAAGCUAGAUUCACGCUGUCAAAUGAGCCAUUGCAUUCGCCUUUCACUAGGCUCUUUGACAAAUGCGACAUGGGAUAAGCCUGGCCGUCUGCUGUCGCUUCUUUGGGAGUCCUGGGUGCCCCUCUUGCCUCCUUUCAACUUUUAUUCUGCCGAGUGCUAAAUGCACUAAAUUUUCAGUGGCAUGGUGUGGCUUUUGACCUCUGCCGGGUUGACUGGCACUUUUGUCAGUGGUUUACAGUGCCAUGAGACCACCAUCUCUGAUCUCCCUGACACAACGUAUGGCCUGCUUGAUGCCUGGAGCUUCACUGCAGGUGGUGCAUGUUUUGAACUGGUUGUAUUAAAAGACAGUAAUUAAUCAUUCGUUGCAGGCUGUAUUCCGUAAUUAAAGAGUUGACACCUACUUAAGAAAGCAAAAAGUGAAACAUUUCGUACCAAUUCUCCUUUAAAGGGACCCUGAAACGAUUUUGAUGAUUUUGUACAAACAUGGUGAGCCGUUUGCGUAGGUCUUUCUGAUCAUUGAUACUUAUAAGUGCUCCGCAUAAAGCAUGUAAUGUAUUUCAAGGUUUUAAAAAUAUGCAUCACUACCAAUUGCUGUGGCACAACUCUCCUAUGUUUUUAGCCUGCCCCGUCCCCUGCUACAUAGCAGGGGUGCGCAACAUCAUUCGGGCGAGCUGUCUUGGCUACCCACGUUGUGUCAAUGGUAAUUUUUCCAGCUUUAUGGUGAACAACUGUUCUUUGUAAUAGUUGUAAUAUUGGUUAAUUAGAUUCUCUUGAAAGAAGUAAAGUAACAGAAAGAGAAUACACGACAAUUUAUCACUACACUCGGGCGCUUCCAGCACGGAGCAAGUGUCAUCUGCUUGUGCUACAGCGUGCUCCAUGUUGGCACGAACUGCGCGGUCAGUGUUGGUCUCAAGGUUUCUUUUCACGAACACCAUGAAUCACCUUUGUUAUGUUGUCGGCUUCAAAUCUAGCGAUUGGCGACAUGUCAUGUUGUGACAUCGUGUCCUUCUGAAAGGCAACAGGCGGGCGGAGAGGCUGCAGUGCAUUGGGCUGUCGGUAUCAGAUUGGCGCCAGGAUCUACGUGUUGGCGGCCGUCACUUGACGCUGGAGCAUGUGCCACAAUACCGUGCUCGUGCAGCGAUUUGGCGCUGGGACAGAAUGCUCGCAAUGCACGCUGCUUGGAUAGCUCUUGCUGGGGAUCGACGGCCAGGUGGCUAGCAGAGAGGUCAGAGAGACUUCGCGUGCUGGCGUCAAGACACCAGAAGUAGACACGACGUCACAUGACGCAGAGCCAGUGAAGGUAGAGCUUAGCCCCAAUCGCUCAUUGAACUAGUUGAUGAGGAAAAGCCUGGCUAGGAAGGAGGGUAACUCUCAAUUGCCCAUAGCUUUCUGAAUAUGAGACGCUUCACUUACAUUGUGCCGCGAUUGUUUUACUGUAGCUGUGGCCUACGCGCCUACAAAUUUUGUCCUAACCGUUUCAGGGACCCCUUAAAGGAGCUCUGAAACACUUUUUGAACAUAGUGAGAAAGCGUUGCCAAUCUAUUAACGAGGUUCCUGUGAACAUGUGAGCCAAGCUCUGCAUGCCGCAGGGAAUUCCCAAUGUGGUGUCAAAAGCAGUGAAAAAUUGCUUGCUCUUCUUCACAAUGCUAUCAUGCAGCGUCAUCGCAAGCAGAGUAGCCCACACCAGCUUGAUUUUGUGAUCGUGCGAACAUUCUAAUACAAUUAUUGCUAAUUUGAGCUAAAUAAAUGAAAAAAGCAUGUGUCUGCGAUCUCAAAAAGACUGAAAAACCAUUUCAUAUUUGCACUGCCGGUUUACACACAACAGUUGCGCGUUUGCUGUGUGUGGCCUCAAAAUGAAUAGCACAGCAUAGAUACCGUGGCUGCUACGGGUUUCCGCCAUGAGCCGUUGUGCUGCCGGGGCAUUCAGCCUUUGGGCAGUUCCAGCGGCCCAUUGCUCUAGCCCCCUUGCCGUCUCCCCUGUAUAGCUUCUAUUAAGUUAGUGAAAGUGAGAGAGAGAAAGCUUCUCAUCGGUCCGGUAACUGCAUCUAACUUCUUUUGUGCUUGAAAAAUUCUAAACAUCUUUACGGCAGGAUAUUCGCGAGGUGACCUAAUUUAAUACUAAUGGUGUAAUUUUAUGAUUAGUUGUAAAACUGUUUCAGGGCCCCUUUAAGAAAUUCAGGCAUAAGGAGUGCAUAACUUGGAGCUGCAGUGAUGUUUGCGGCUUAUGCUCUACCUUGCUGUGCUUGACAUCAUGCCAGGAUAAUAGAGCUUCAAGCAUUGCGAACGGCAUUAAAAAAAUAGUUCACAUGUAUUGAUUUUAUUUUGACCAAGCUGCCUUGAAGGUUGUGGCUUCUAGAGUGGAUGCAGCUGGAUUGGAUUUGUGGUCUUGUGUCUAAAUGCUGCAGUUUUUGUUGCAUUGCGUUCAGUUUUAGUUAUUAACAAAGAAUAUUUUUUACAUUAGAUUACAUUUAGUUAACACUAGACAUUUCCAGUGCAGCUAUUGAUUGUAAAUGCCCUUGCAGUGCUUGAAGUUUAUAUAUUUGCACGUACAUAGCAUAGCAACAAGUAUGAUAUAAGAGCAGGCUUCUCGAAAGCUGAAAAGUGAGAGAUUGUUAUGAUGAUAAUGUAUCAAUGCCUGCUACAGCAAACCAUGACUGAGGGCUUCAAGAAAUGCCUAACGAUGCACAUAAAUACUUGUUAAGCAGGUGCCUUUAAAUUGCUUAUUUAUUCACAUGUCCGCAAAACUCUACCUUACCCCAGAGUGUAGUCGAAGCCAGGCUGCCUUAUCAAACUCGCUCUAUUGUAGCCGUCGUGGUAGGCUGCACCACGUCACAUUUAAGUGCGAGGGGAAGCUCAGAUAAUAACUGUAAUUGGAGGUCUAUGAUUGGCUUCUUACCUGUGCUGGGACAUCUGGUAUCUAAGUGCAAUGCAUGAGAUACAAAAAGUGUACAGUUGCGUGUCAAUACAUUCACUUUCAAGCAAGAGACUAAGCAUGAAGCAUUAUGUACGUGCAAAUAUGGCACCCUGAUGUGGUUGAUACUAAUGUCUCGGCAGUGCCACUGCUCUACUCAUACUGUUGCGUGCAUUUGUGCCCUUUGCCUGUAUUGGAAGCCAUUUUCAUUGAAAGGGGAGUUGCAUAAUUAGGUGCAGUAUCCUUCUUGCAUGCAAACUGCAGUUUUGAUUAAUGGUUGUUGCAUUAUCACUCCUCUGCAAACUAUGCAUGACAUUGUACAUAAGCGACGUGCAAGCUGAAGAAAGUGGCCUAUAGAUGUGCAGACGGGAAACAGCUGUGGGACAGUGUGCAUGGUGAUUAUCUUUCCUUGUUUCAAGCAUCUAUUAUUUCUGUUCUCACUGGUGAAUUCAUAGGUGUAGGAGCUCGUACUGUAUGCCAGCAUGGCUGCGUCAGAAAAGGGGGUGGUGGAGAAAUGCCUGGCACUCUGAAAGUGGACUGUGUUGGAAACAUUACAGCCCAGGCAUUCUCAAGAUGGUGUGGUCACACAGGGGACACGGUGUCGCACAUCUUCAAGACAGCCGCAGUUUGUAAUGUGACGUGGUUAAGCCUAUGGUUGACUCGGGGAAAACAGAGCUGCUGUCAAAUUUUCGGCAGCCUCAAGAGUGGAUUGUGUCCAUCACAAAAGCCAUGGCCAUGUAUGAAGAAGACUCACUGACAUGCCACUAUGGAAUUUCGAGCUGUAGCAGCGUGAAAUUUUGCCCGUUCAUGUCCUGUUGUACUUGUACUGCUUGAUUGGUUACGUCACAGCCUACUGUACAGUGUUUUGGGGGCUAUUUCUUAAUUUAUUGAUAGUGACGUUGGUCUAGUAGUGGUUUAUGCCUGCAGCCAUGCUUCGUACUGAGCAGAAAGUGUUGGUGAGGAGACUGGGAGUAAGCACCACUCCAUCUUCGUCAAGGGGGAUGGACGGUGGAACACACUAGGUGGAAAACAAGGGGAGCGGUGUGUUCUAGUAGAGUACUCUAGGAAACAUUCCCAAGUGCACGUCGUCCUCGUAUAGUCUUUUAUUUAUUGAAACAACUGUCCCAUCAUUUUUAUGUGCGAGAGGUUUGUUCUGCUGGCCCCCACCGCCUCUGGGCCCUGUGUUAUGAAAUGCUCCAGCAAACAAGAGCAGGUAUGCGAACAAAACAAGUGGACAUGCACCUUGGAGAGUUGUGCUGCAGCUAUGGGUCUACUACCACAAGCAUCAAGUAUAACGCCGCGUGACUGCACUGUGUCUGAGUGUGUGUUAUUUUAUCGAUGCACACCUUCUCAUUCAGGAGUAAAAUGCUUACUACAGCUUUGUGGUGGCAACUGAUAGGACAAUGCCCUUUUUCCUGUCUUGUAUGCGGGCGUUCCAUCAGUUGGCAAGUGCUGCCUUGUAACUAUUGUUUGAGAAGAUCGUGUUGCUCUCUACGUUCUUUUGUGAGGGGAUUUUUUUUUUCGUAAUGUAGCAAGAAGUGGUGAGGGGUCUGAAAAGCAGCAAGCAUUUUGUUGACCAAAGAAGUCCUUUGCUGCAUCUUUGCAGGUGAUACGACUAUUUUUAAAUAUUUUGAGUUUCAAUAAAGUGCCCCAUACAUGAAAGUGUACUUGGGUACGACAGAC
Dermacentor silvarum is the source of this 7228-nucleotide messenger RNA. Its product is annotated as dual specificity mitogen-activated protein kinase kinase 1-like. The transcript is spliced from 11 exons. Gene Ontology annotation, biological process: protein phosphorylation. The coding region runs from base 101 to 1282 and encodes 393 amino acids. Gene Ontology annotation, molecular function: ATP binding; protein kinase activity. NCBI's taxonomy places the organism in Eukaryota, Metazoa, Arthropoda, Arachnida, Ixodida, Ixodidae. The record is from RefSeq and is a predicted model, not a curated record.